AUGACUCGUACAGCUGAGUAUAAACGACAUCUCCGUUCCAAUACUUUCGACAUUGAAAAGGCUACAAUCGUUUUUCUUGAAGGGCAUGUGAAAUAUCUUCAACGUAGAUUUAAACAUAGAGAAAUAAAAAUUAAAGAACUUGAAUCACAUCUAAAAGAUCUCGAUAAACUCAAAGAAGAUGUUAUAAAACUUAAAAACCAAAUUGAUAGUUUAUUAAAC
Dentiscutata erythropus is the source of this 219-nucleotide messenger RNA. Lineage: Eukaryota; Fungi; Glomeromycota; Glomeromycetes; Diversisporales; Gigasporaceae. The record is from the annotation of a GenBank genome assembly.